AUGGGACACCUAACACUGCCCGCAUCGAAACGAAACCCACGCCACUGGAAACUACUUGAUUUAGUAACGGCAACAUUCUUCGGUUUAGUCUUCCUUUUCUUCCUUCUAGUCUUCACUCCACUCGGCGACUCGCUUGCCGCUUCAGGCCGCCAAGCACUUCUUCGCUCCACCUCUGAUCCAAGCCAACGCCACCGUCUUGUCGCUUUAAUUGAGGCGGGGCAGAAUGCGCAGCCGAUUGAAGCUUGUCCUGCGGAUGCAGUGGAUCACAUGCCUUGUGAAGAUCCUAGGAGGAAUAGUCAGCUGAGUAGAGAAAUGAACUUUUACAGAGAACGUCAUUGUCCUCUCGCGGAGGAUACUCAUCUUUGUUUGAUCCCACCGCCUGACGGUUAUAAGAUUUCUGUUCACUGGCCUGAGAGUUUGCAUAAGAUAUGGCAUGCGAAUAUGCCGCAUAAUAAAAUUGCCGAUAGGAAAGGUCAUCAAGGAUGGAUGAAAAGGGAAGGAGAGCACUUUAUUUUCCCUGGUGGUGGAACAAUGUUUCCGGAGGGUGCUGUACAGUAUAUUGAGAAGCUUGGGCAGUAUAUUCCUAUCAAUGGUCGGGUUUUGAGGACUGCUCUUGAUAUGGGAUGUGGGGUUGCUAGUUGGGGAGGAUAUUUGCUGAACGAAGGGAUUUUGACCCUCUCAUUUGCUCCAAGAGAUUCGCACAAAUCACAGAUACAGUUUGCAUUGGAGAGAGGGAUUCCGGCUUUUGUUGCUAUGCUGGGCACUCGCAGACUCCCGUUUCCUGCAUUUUCAUUUGACUUGGUGCAUUGCUCCCGAUGUUUGAUCCCUUUUACAGCCUAUAAUGCAUCUUAUUUUAUUGAAGUAAAUCGGUUACUUCGUCCUGGAGGAUAUCUUGUCAUUUCUGGUCCUCCUGUACAGUGGGCUAAACAAGACAAGGAAUGGGCUGAUCUCCAGGCCGUGGCAAGAGCGUUGUGUUAUGAGCUGAUUGCUGUGGAUGGAAACACUGUCAUAUGGAAAAAGCCCACUGGGGAUUCAUGCUUGCCCAACCAAAAUGAAUUUGGUCUUGAAUUGUGUGAUGAAUCAGAUGACCCAAGUGAUGCGUGGUACUUCAAGUUAAAGAAAUGUGUGAGUAGGACGUCUGCUGUGAUGGGGGAUUAUGCUGUUGGGACAAUUCCUAAGUGGCCCGAUAGGCUAACAAAAGCUCCUUCCAGGGCUGUGCACAUGAAAAAUGGGAUAGAUUUGAACCCCAGCCAUACGCAAUGUCAUGGAUGUGAAUGCAUUUUUGGGAGUUUUGCAGCAGCACUCACAUCAGAUCCUGUGUGGGUGAUGAAUGUCGUUCCUGCUCGCAAACCAUCUACGCUUGGUGUAAUAUACGACCGAGGCCUUAUUGGAGUCUAUCAUGAUUGGUGUGAACCGUUCUCAACAUAUCCUCGUUCUUAUGAUCUCAUCCAUGUAGCAGGCAUUGAAUCACUACUAAAAACGCCUGGUUCAAGCAAGAACAGGCAAGGAGGUCUUGUUAUGCUUUAUUGCCUGAUGUUUGUGUUAUGUGCUUUAAAGUGGCAAUACCCUCAACUUUAUUGCAUUGACCAGUGGCAUGGGACUUUUGGAAUGGGCUGUCAAGUGUUUUUGGGUGUCAAGCAGAAUGGAGGAUCAUCUGCUCACACGUGCAACCUUGUGGAUUUAAUGGUGGAGAUGGACAGAAUAUUACGUCCAGAAGGAACAGUGAUUAUACGAGAUUCUCCAGAAGUUGUUGAUAAAGUGGCUCGUGUCGCUAAUGCUGUAAGAUGGUCGGCUACCAUUCAUGAGAAAGAACCAGAGUCAAAUGGAAGAGAAAAGAUUCUGGUUGCAACCAAAACCUUUUGGAAGCUGCCUUCGGCGUCCCAUUGA
Molecule: messenger RNA, 1887 nt
Organism: Dovyalis caffra
Lineage: Eukaryota; Viridiplantae; Streptophyta; Magnoliopsida; Malpighiales; Salicaceae
Source: the annotation of a GenBank genome assembly